UAAUAUAAACUGUAACAUCUCCUGUCCUCCCUCCUGAUCAGUUGGUGGCAGUAAUCGUCCUGUACAUUUUUCUCCAUCCGGGCUGCAGCUGAACUACAGAAGAAGCGAAACAUAAUCCGUGACAUCCCGGGACCAGCCGGUGCAAGGGGGCUAAUAUAGCGUUAUUAUGAUCAAUGACGGGAGUUUUCAGCGCAGACUAUGACACACUUUCGAGGUCAGAUCCGGGGACCACACUGGGGUCCUACAAUGGACAACAUGCUGAUAGAUUUCUGGCGCAAACAUGACUGCCUUUUUAAUUCCUCGGUUGAUUCUUACUACGACAAGGAUCUGAAGACAAAGCUGUGGAGCGAGUUCGCGUUGUCCAUCGGAAAGCCUGUGUCUGAUGUUGAGAGAAGAUCAAGAUCACUCCGCACCCAGUAUGGAAGGGUGUUAUGGCAUCCGGAGAGGGUCAGCACUGUCCAGCAGAAGAUGCUUAGGGAUAAACUAGACUUCUUGAGGCCUUAUAUAGUUCGCAGGCGAGGUGAUGCAUACCUGGAGGAAAAGUUUGAUGAUCGAGAAGAGGAUGAUGAGGAAUUGGAGACUGAAGGGAGUAUUGACCAGGAGAUGGGAAGUUCAUUUGGUAGCCCGCUGGAUGCUGAUGUGACUGCAGAAUAUCUGGAUGAUGAACCCCAGUCUGUCGCCUCCACCCAAAACUGUCCGAACCCACAACCUCAAGUUACAGACGUCAUGUCUUUGAGCUGUCGUCACAAUGACGAGGCUUCUACCGAUCAGACUGACCAAACAGCAAACACACCCAAAUAUGACAUACUGAACCAGUUCGCAGAGGUUAUGCUGGCAGAUAUGCGUCACAUUAAAGAUCCUGUAGUGCUCAUGAGACUUCGCCGAGAUAUCACUGAUUUGGUGUUCAAAGCGGUGGAGGAGGACAUGCAGAGACAAUGCGCUCAAGUGCCAUCCAUGUCCAGGGGGAUGGUGGGGGAGAGUGCCCACUUACAGAACUGCUCCAGGCCCCAACAGGCAUCUUCACAUACAAACUACUCCUGGAGGUUUUUGAAGAGAAAGAACAAAGGGUGUGAGAUUGGAAGGAGGAUGCAGAGAUGGGAGGAAAUGAAGCACAUGAGGAGGAUGUCCAGGAGUCAAGUGUUGCAGCCUGUCCAGCAUGGCCAAGCGUUGGAGGGGAUGAGUGAAAACAAUUCUCAGGUUAAUAUUCAGUCAUCUGAGAUGAAAAGAGAGACAGUGCCGCACAUGGUUAAAAUCGAGGAGGAGGCUCUUCCACUGGCUUGAAAUUUUCAAUACAGAGUUGCCACGAUUUUUCCUGAUUACAGUCACCACAGUCAGGAAGUGUAGGUUGGAAGUGAAGACUUGAGGGCCUUAAAGCAACAUUAUGUAAGAUUGGGUACACAACACAAGACAUAGCAGCCAGCUAAUAUAACUUACUAGUCCAUCAGCCAGAAGCCCAGCUCUGUGUCUGUCUUUCAGCCAUUUGUUUUACAACUCUCACUAACAACUAAAAGCACAACAUUUACUCCCAAUGGCUUCUUGAUUGCUCUGUCCUAAACUCCCUCCAUGAACAUGACCUCUUAGGUCUGAAGGCCUCUGCCAUGUAUGGCGAUAGAAGCUGCUGAGCUUGGUUACAUUGCAUGAUCACCUGGCUCCGGUUCUGGCACAACAUCUGUUGAUGUUUGUACCCCCCCCCAUCCCUUAUCACUUACAGUGGUCCAUAGCCAAGCUUCAACAUUCCCUCUGUGCUCUCAGCACCUAGUCUUGGGCAGUAACGUUACUGCUAACUGAGGUAACUCACAGUAGCUAACAGCAGCUAAAGUUUACUUUCUAUAGCUGAGGCAGAGCAGCCGGAGGUCAUCAGUGGGAAUGGACAAAACAUAUUCUCCAUAAAAUAGGAUUAGUUUCAGCAAAACCAGUGACAUACUUAGUGAUGUGUGAGUUAGUGAGUUACGCACUUGUCACCCCAAGUCAAAAGUUACGUAGAACUGGCUACAAGUCAGUGUGGUAUGACAGUGAUUUACACUCUGUUACUUUAAGGUAGAGAAGUUAAUAAUGGCUUUAAACCGGUAGAAAACAGAUGCUAACAAGUAUCAGUUAGGUAAAUAGGUAAAUUGCCCUCUUUGCAUUACAGAAGUCCAGACAUUUAGAGUGUGAUAACACUGA
Messenger RNA from Larimichthys crocea (large yellow croaker), 2163 nucleotides. RefSeq lists its product as hypothetical. The transcript has 3 exons. Gene Ontology annotation, cellular component: nucleus; transcription regulator complex. The coding region runs from base 199 to 1281 and encodes 360 amino acids. Gene Ontology annotation, biological process: regulation of transcription by RNA polymerase II. Lineage: Eukaryota; Metazoa; Chordata; Actinopteri; Sciaenidae. The record is from RefSeq and is a predicted model, not a curated record.